CGCCCCCUUUCCCCCCCCUCCACGAGGACCAGUUUUCCGAAGGUUUCUGAGGGUCGCUCAAGGGGCCAAAGAGGCCGCAUGGCCCUGACCUAAUCCACAGGCCCAGGGCGCUCUAAUGCCGCUGCUUCUCCAUAUCCCCGGCUUCCUAUCCCGCCGUCGUCGACCCUGUCCCCCCCACUAGCCUCUCCGUACGGGUUCGGCAUGGCUGCCGCUGCCCGAGAACGAGCACUGCGCAAGCGCAAGGCUCCUGCUCCAUCGUGGCAGGACGAACUGCAAAACCACACGUUCCUGCACACGAUGUACUGCCAGAACUGGAGUCCCAGCGUCGGCCUCUUGGAAGCCUAUGACGGGGACCAGCUUUUCUCCUUCGACUUCAACCAGAACACCCGAGUGCCUCGCCUGCCUGAGUUUGCUGACUGGACUCAGAAGCCCGGAGAUACUUCCACCAUUUUCUUUGAAAAAGCGUUUUGCCGGGCUAUGAUCCAGGAAAUAGGACCAAUACUUGAAGGGCAUAUCCCUGUGUCUAGAGGGGUUCCUGUUGUUGACAUGUUCACGCUGAAGCCCCUGGAGUUUGGCAAGCCCAACACGCUGGUCUGUUUUGUCAGUAAUCUCUUCCCACCCACAUUGACGGUGAACUGGAGGCAUCACUUGGACCCUGUGGAAGGAAUCGGGCCCACUUUUGUGUCCGCGGUUGAUGAACUCAGCUUCCAGGCCUUUUCUUACUUAAACUUCACACCAGCACCCUCUGACCUUUUCUCCUGCAUCGUGACUCAUAAAAUUGACAACCACACGGCAAUUGCCUAUUGGGUGCCCCAUAAUGCGCUGCCCUCUGAUCUUCUGGAGAACGUGCUGUGUGGUGUGGCCUUCGGCCUGGGUGUGCUGGGUAUCAUUGUUGGCUUAGUGCUCAUCAUCUACUUCCGAAAGCCCUGCUCAGGGGAUUGAUUCUUCCUGACCAGAGUCUGGUGCCAGCAGUGUUGACCAUGCAUGCACCGGGAGCUCGGGUUUCCCAAAUCCUGCCCAGGAUCUCUCCCUGUCAGAGCAGGAGUCCCUGGGACGCCCCUGGUGGUGUGUGCAUGCGCGUGUGUACAGGUUUCGAAGCUGGGGGCUCUGCUGUCCCCCGGCUUGCACCCAGGGGAAUGCAGAGUGGCUUUCUUAUCAUGACCACCUCCCUUCCCACUUUGGGGCAAUAAAUCUUAUUUCUUAACA
Molecule: messenger RNA, 1206 nt
Organism: Ailuropoda melanoleuca (giant panda)
Lineage: Eukaryota; Metazoa; Chordata; Mammalia; Carnivora; Ursidae
Product: HLA class II histocompatibility antigen, DM alpha chain
Exons: 5
Coding region: 202-942 (246 amino acids)
Biological process (GO): immune response; antigen processing and presentation
Cellular component (GO): membrane; MHC class II protein complex
Source: RefSeq, a predicted model, not a curated record